CACGAGCUCCUGCCGCCCUCCCCUAGCUCGCUUCUCUGUCUGUAGGCGGAGGGGCCAGAGUGUUUAUGAUGCAAUGCGCUACGCCUGCAGUGCUGGUUGUUGAGAAUUGUGUACCGUCACGCUGUUCUGUUUAGUUAACUGUAUGGGUAAAGGGUUUUGGAAGAAGCACUGUUGCGACACUCCGUUUGGAUGGUGAUCGGUGAUUAUGAACUUUGACCAGACAAUGGUUCUGCUCUCUAUUUCGUGACAGUGAUGAUUCAGGUGAUAGGGUGUAGGCGUAACCACUUCUGUAACUAGUUUCAUAUGUAUGGUGUAGUAUGGGGUUGGUUGAAGAGGGUGCUUGAGGUUAUUGUUAAUAUGGUUAACUGUUCUUUUGCUAUUUUUGGCGUUACUAGGUGCGUCGUUGUUUAGAUUCUCCUAUUUUUAUGAUACUAGACUGUUCUUUUAUUGUGCUGAGCCUGCAGAUUUUGUCGUUAGUACGCUUUUCUGUUAUCACGAUUGUCGGUAAGUCCAUACACCAGCUAGGUUUCCAUAGAUGCCACUUGCGCUGCAAAGAUGUUGGGAUGAAACAUGAUUCUAUUUUUUUGGUAUGUUCACUUGUGAAGGUAGCUGAUACUUUAGACAAUGAGAGAUCCACUCUAAGGGCUCCUUUGGAAUGCAGAAUCUCAAAACGUAGGAAUAGGAAAAACACAGGAUUGAAAUACCUGGUCACAUGAAAUCCUAUAGGAAUUCAAAACGCAGGAAUUGUACAACGUAGUUGUUUGGAUGUGCUAUAGGAAAACACCUGAUUUUUUUUUACAAGAAGUGUUUAUUGGAAGAGAGAAUAGGAGAGAGAUAGACACAUUAUGCAUUGGACUUCUCAAGGAAUUCUAAACAUGAGGUUGGAGCUCAUGUUCAGAAUCCUCCAAAAAGUGGAGGAAAGGAAUGAAUCCUAUGGAAUUUUUCCUAUGCAAUCCUAUGUUCCAAAGGGCUCUGCAGGAAUAUUUCCUAUCGGAAUCAAAUCCUUCAAAAUUCCUUCACAAUUCCUCCAUUCCAAAGGAGGCCUAAGUCUGAGCACUCCAAUUUCUUUUUUCUAUAUGUGGUAUGUAUUGAUAUCUAGGUUUAAUGCGGUAUUGCAGUAUGCACAUGCUUUUUGUUUGUCGUAUUUGGUAAGAGUAAAAGUAGUCCAUACCUGGCAUACACUUCACUUAGACGGUUAGACCACUGUUUUAUUUGCUAUGUUUCGCUCCCGCAGAGUUCUGGAGUUUAUAAGAUCCUGAAGCCCCUGUUAUCUUUCAAGAUGAACAAGCUUUCAUCAGACAUUCUCAUUACAUCAGUAGUACAGUAGGGCUUUCUGGAGUUGAUGCAGUUUCUGAUUUUCUUUGUAAAUUGUUUGUCUCUAAUGUCGUGAAACUUUUUUUUUUGCUUCACAUUGUUGUUGGUAAUCUAGUUUACUAUCCAAAACUAUGCCACUGUGACACAUGUAUUACUCUAGGCCUGAACAAGAAUGUUAGCUUAUUUAUCAAGGCGUCGCUAUAUCGUCGCCCGCUCGCCCGCCGAGCUAUGUGCCCGUCCGCCCUCAGAGCCGUGGAUAGGGAGCAAAGAGGGCAUAGCUCGAGCAGAUCUGAAGGGGGAGCAAGAACGGGCCAGGUUCUCGGUUGACUCGCUGGAGAGUGGAGAGAGAGAGAGAGAGAGAGAGAGAGAGAGAGAGAGAGAGAGAGAGAGAGAGAGAGAGAGAGAGAGAGAGAGAGAGAGAGACCUGGGACUGGCACAACCCAGAGGAGACGGGGAGAUCUGAGAGAGAGAGGGGAUAAGAACGAAGAUGUGUCGUGUCGUGUGCUGUGUUGAAGCUUUUGCAUCUAUGGACCAUGGGUCCCACAUGUAAGAUGGUCAAUUGCUCACUAAAUAACUCCCUGAAAAAAACAAAUCAGCUAUUACAUUGCUAUUUUGAUUUACUAAAAUCCUAGAGUAUCACUUUUGAGUUACAUUUACAUUGUCAUUCGCCAAUAUAAUUUCCUACUAUUCUAUACUAUGAUGUGUGUAUUCGUCACGCCGAUGUGUGUAUGGCGUCGCCGCUCCACGCGCCAUAAGCGCUGUAAAGGUGUGAAGGUGGUCGGUCACCGUGCCUCGCCACAUCGCCGUAACAGCUAUGAAUGUUAGUAUGUUGAUGAAGAAAUGGCUCUUAUGGAUGCCCGGAAGCAGAUUGAACGAGAGAUGGAACGAUUUAAAGUUUGUGAGAAGGAAACAAAAACCAAGGCCUUCUCAAAAGAAGGGUUAGGUCAGCAACCAAAAACUGAUCCCAAAGAGAAGGCCAAAGCUGAAACAAGAGACUGGCUUAACAAUGUGGUUAGUGAUUUAGAAAGCCAGAUUGAUAACUUUGAAGCAGAGAUUGAAGGGCUUUCAAUUAAAAAGGGAAAGCAAAGACCGCCUCGAUUGGUACAUUUGGAGAAAUCUAUUACGCGGCAUAAAGCUCAUAUAAAGAAAUUGGAGUCGAUCUUGAGGCUUUUGGAUAACGAUGAGUUGAGUCCUGAGCAAGUCAAUGAUGUUAAAGAUUUCUUGGAUGACUAUGUUGAACGUAACCAGGAAGACUUUGAUGAAUUCAGUGAUGUUGAGGACCUAUAUAGCACAUUGCCUAUGGAGAAGGUUGAAGCACUUGAAGACAUGGUUUCACUUGCUCCUUCCAGCCUUGUUAAGGGUGUUGCUACUGUUUCGACUAGUGCAGUUUUGAGCACGAAGAGUUCAGUUGCAACUUCACCUACUCAGCCUACUGUAUCAACAGCUCCUGUACAAGGUACAUCACAAGAUCAAGCAGAGGAGACAGCUUCACAAGAAAGCAAUCCUGAUUCUACACCACAGACACCACCUUCAAAAGGUGGAAAUCUUGGACCUUCAGUGCCAGUUGUGCCCAUUGCUGUCAGUACCGGUACUGCGGCUGUUUCUGUCUCUGCAGAAACAAUUAAUUCUCCUGUACGACCCGUUGUUCCUACCACAGCAGCUGCAAUACUUUCUGCGUCUGCUACUGCACGAAGUGCUCCGGAGAGUACGCCUGCUGUUACCUCAACUCCUGCAAACUUAUUUAGCACCUUGAAGGAUGAUGACAGCUUGAGCGUUCCUCCACGGAGACCAUCUCCUGUUAUUACCGAAAUUGGAAUUGGCAGGGGUAUCCCUCGAGGAAUAACUAGUCAGACAUUAGGUGCAGCUCCCAUAAGUAUAGGUCCAGUCCCGGGAAAUGGAUCAGUUAGUGCACUUCCUGCAAUAAAUGACUUGUCCAAAAGAAAUCUAUUGAAUACUGAUGAGAGGAUUAACAGCGGUGGUCUUCCUCAGCAGUUGGUUUCGCCUCUUGGUAAUAAAGUUCAACCACAGCAGAUUCCAAGGGCAAACGAUGCAAUUAGUUCUGAUUCUGCCAAUACAAAUGAAAACGCAAUUCUUGGAGGAAGAGUCUUUUCUCCUCCAGUUGUUUCUGGGGUUCAAUGGAGACCUCAAACCACUGCUGCCUUUCAAAAUCAAAGUGAAACUGGCCAGUUUCGUGGAAGACCUGAGAUUUCUGCCGACCAAAGGGAGAAGUACUUGCAAAGAUUGCAGCAAGUACAGCAGCAAGGCAGCCUUCUUAAUGUUUCUCAUUUAACUGGCAUAAAUCAGAAGCAAUUUCCGACACAGCAGCCAAAUCCCCUUCUACAACAGUUUAAUUCUCAGAGUUCCUCUGUAUCCUCCCAAGUGAGCCUUGGGCUUGGAGUUCAAGGACCAGAUGCUGGGCAUAUGAAAAGUGAAGAACAACAACAAAGUUUGGCUGAAGAUGUUGGUGUGGAAUCUGCUCCAACAACUGGAGCAAAUAAACACACCAAUGAAGAUGACACAAAGAUUCCAUUUUCGAAUCCUCCAGCAUCUGCAACAGAGAGCACUCAGCUAUCUAGAGACUCUGAUCUAUCGCCUGGGCAGCCUUUGCAACCUGGAAUGCCAUCAUCUGGUGUCGGUGUCAUUGGCCGAAGAAGUGUAUCUGAUUUUGGUGCAAUCGGAGAUAACCUCACUGGAACUUCUGCAAGUUCUGGUCAUGAUCAGCUUUAUAAUUUGCAAAUGCUCGAAGCUGCAUACCACAAGCUUCCACAACCCAAGGACUCAGAGCGUGCUAAGAAUUAUGUUCCGCGGCACCCAGCAGUCACCCCUGCUAGUUACCCCCAAAUUCAGGCACCGAUUGUAUCGAAUCCCACCUUCUGGGAAAGGAUUGGCAGUGACACAUUAGCUACGGAUAUGCUUUUCUUUGCAUUCUAUUAUCAACAGAACACAUACCAACAAUAUUUGGCUGCUAGAGAACUCAAGAAACAAUCAUGGAGAUUCCACAGGAGGUACAACACUUGGUUCCAGCGGCAUGUGGAGCCACAAGUUACGACUGAUGAGUAUGAGCGGGGAUCCUAUGUAUACUUUGAUUUCCAUGUCACAGAUGAUGGCUCAGGAUGGUGCCAAAGAAUCAAGAAUGACUUCACAUUUGAGUACAACUACCUUGAGGAUGAGUUAUCAGUACAGACAAACUAGUGCUGCAUGACAGUAGGUCUAAUCGAUCUAUUGUUGUUAAUCUUUUUUUUUUCAUUGGAGUCUUAUAUGUCUCGGAAAGGAGUUGUUGGAAUCUGGGACUCGUAAGAAUCCCCCAACUGUAACCUUGUGGGUGAAUCUAGAGCCGCCGCCCUGUGCAUUCCUUGUUAGGUACUCUUGCACCUUAUCAGUCACAUCAUCAUGCUGAAAUUAGAAUUCCGAUUAGACCAAA
Molecule: messenger RNA, 4735 nt
Organism: Phragmites australis (common reed)
Lineage: Eukaryota; Viridiplantae; Streptophyta; Magnoliopsida; Poales; Poaceae
Product: general negative regulator of transcription subunit 3-like
Exons: 15
Coding region: 2155-4506 (783 amino acids)
Biological process (GO): regulation of DNA-templated transcription; nuclear-transcribed mRNA poly(A) tail shortening
Cellular component (GO): CCR4-NOT core complex; nucleus; P-body
Source: RefSeq, a predicted model, not a curated record